ACAAGAGACUGACCACCAAAACAAACUUAAAGGAGUGCCGCCUAAAUUGUAAACAACUUCGCAAUUCAUCCAUGAUAUUGAACUACUCCCGCAACCCUCCAACAUGAUAAUGAAAUCUCAGAGGAAGAACGUACAGAGAAAGCUACUGUCAAUAAAAAUUCUCUCCUGUUUGUAGAAGAUGAAGUCGUCCUUCUCCAGGUCUAGUUUAUAGACAAAUAGUCUACGCAGAAUUCAAAACCGGAUGUCAUACUAAAAUGAAACUAACUUCUGUCAGUUCAAGCGACAAAACUCUGAAGUGUCAGUGAAGUAUUUUACUUCGGCUGUGUGAUGUGUAAGCCAGGACUAAAAACUACACAGCCUGAUUGAUUAAGAUCAUCGAAACUUCAAACUGAUUUCACACUCUAAGCCUAUUGAGCUCACAAAACAUAUAACAAAAGGAAUAAAAUAUACCUCUAACAUUUUUUUUGUACAAGCUCUCCAGGUUUUUUGCAAACAUUUUUGCAAAGAACUCUUCAGAUACCAAACAUGUUUGCAAAUAACUCUUCAGAUACCAAACAUUUUUGUAGGAACUCUUCAGAUAUGCACAAAACAUUGUUGCAAGGAACUCUUCAGAUAUAGACCAUGAGCAAUUCAGUUACAUCUCAAACUUCCAAGUUGUUCUACAGCUUCUAAGAUUACACCUGACCUCACUUCGGAAUAUUUGUGCAUCUAAAAGGAAAACUACAGUUGACUUUCCAGUUUCAAAUAAUUGAGCACGAAAUUGUUGCCAAGGUAAAGGUGUGCGAUUUCACGAUGGUCAGUACGUCAUAAUGGCAACAAAGAUAACCCUUACGGCAACAAAGAUAACCCAUACGGCAACAAAGAUAACCCAUACGGCAACACAGACUGUAGAACCAUUCUCUAAUAGCAUCAUUUCAAAUUCUACACUCGAUAACAGCACAGUCAGCAGUAAUCCACCCAAGGAGGCACCAUCAUUCAGAUUUGAAUUAACUAGUAUACUCACAAUAGCUGUUCCAGCCGCACUCUUGAUGAUAAUACUUCUGGCUCUCGUCUGCAGAAGGCGCAGGCGCAGAAGAAAGUCGUUGAGUCGUUCGCUAUCAUAUUCAAACACCUUCGCCAAAAGCUCCGCGAGUUCAAGAGGCAGAUCUCAGUCGACUUCCCAAAGCCCCAGCACACCAACGUCACCAAUAUCGGACAUUUCAGACAUAUUCAAACCGAUGGUGCCUAGCAAGCCGCCUCCUUGCGGCGUAGGGACCGGCUACGUUAAUACAAAUCAUGGUGAUUAUGAGGAGGUGAGAACUACAAACCGCGAAUGUCAACCAUCUAGUGAGUACGAUGUUCCAAAAACAACCAACAGUAAACGUGUGCGCGGAUCACAGAGCUCUUUCAGCGUUACGUUCGCUGGGAGUCAUACUUACAUUGACCUGACCGACGAGCCAUUAGAAGAAGCAACGGACCCUGACUACGUUGAUCUUAUAGACUGUUUGGAGGAAUGCCCCGCGUACGUCAAUGGCCCGGCUAUACAACCAAAUGAAUCAGAAAUCUACAGUCGUCCAAUUAUCAUCGCUACAUGAAAUGGAUACAGUACAGUUUCAGUCCCAACACUGAAAGAAGCUUUUCGUUUAUUCAUUCUGUUUAUAAAGAGGCCCGUACAAGACACUGGCCCCAAAACACCCCAAUAGAAAGAAAACUGUAUGGAGAGCUACCUGAUUUGGAAACCACUGCGCAGUUCAUUUCAUGUAUUGGUCUAGUCAUCUGAACCUUCGAACAUAAAAUAAGAACGUUGACAAAUAGGAGAAGAAAGUCUGUUCAUUAAAACUGAUCGGUUGUUAGUUUUUUCAUGGCAUAGUGUUGACAGUCUCUUCAAAAAUAAAGAAAAAAAGUCACUAGUUAACAUAUCAAACACUAUAGUAAUCAUCCCAGAAGGCCCAGGUUUAUGACUAUUUGAAUGUUUCCCUACUGAGAUCAGCUAACUCUGAUUGGGAGCUCUCUCGCCCUCGUUUGGGCAUGAAAUCAGUGCCUCCUAGUUCCUAAAGAGUUAUCCUCUUACCUCUUCAAGUUUGGGGGAGGAGGGGCCAAAGUGUUCUCUGACUCCACAUUGGCAACAUCAUGAGAAGUUGUUAGGACGGAACCGGGCAAAGUAUGCCACAAAUAUGCGAUCAAACCACUGUAUAUUAUGGCUUGUUUUAUUAAGAAAGACUAAUUGCUCAAUCCUAUUAAAUAUAUGGCGUAAACAAAGAUUUGUUUUGUUAAUUUAAACACUAAUUGAAUAUUUUGUGUACUUAGAGUUGAAAAUGUUGUCGAGACUUAUACGACCAACUUUGGAAUUUUGUGAAAACUAAAUAAGGCUCAGACACAACUUUACAAAGUAAACGUAAUGGCGGUAAAGGCUUAUAUAUAUAUAUAUCAUUAUUUUAACUUUAGAGUUUGAAUAAUGAUACUAUUGCAAUAUUGAACAUAAGGUAAAUGCCAUUGAUGUCAUUAUUUUCUUGAGUUGUGAUAAGAAAUAAAAUUACGAUUUCCUCUAC
Biomphalaria glabrata is the source of this 2528-nucleotide messenger RNA. RefSeq lists its product as uncharacterized. The transcript is spliced from 2 exons. The record is from RefSeq and is a predicted model, not a curated record. Bases 810 to 1574 code for a protein of 254 amino acids. Lineage: Eukaryota; Metazoa; Mollusca; Gastropoda; Planorbidae.